Exophiala dermatitidis NIH/UT8656 is the source of this 2261-nucleotide messenger RNA. RefSeq lists its product as uncharacterized. The coding region runs from base 250 to 735 and encodes 161 amino acids. The record is from RefSeq and is a predicted model, not a curated record. The transcript has 4 exons. Lineage: Eukaryota; Fungi; Ascomycota; Eurotiomycetes; Chaetothyriales; Herpotrichiellaceae.
UGGUUGUACACGACUGAUGUCCAAGCAAGAGUGGUAAACAGCAACGACGUCAACACAUAUCACUGCUACGCCAGUUGUCUCAACCCUUGCAACCAUGUGCGGCCAUUCCGCAACACCCGGUCUACAACCUGGGACACCGUCAACCGGCUCAGGCUCCUCUGAUCGAGAUGGGUUGAGAGCCUACGUCCCCAAUACACCGAUUUUCUACGGGUGUACCUGUUCGCCAAAUGGUUGGCGGAGAAGGAGGAGAUGACAGAGUGGCUGAAGUUGAACAACGAAAUGCUGUUUGUGGCAUGCAUCUGCCACGACCUUGGUGCUUCAGAGCGAUACAAUGGACCUCAACGGUUCGAGGUGGAAGGCGCCGACGCUGCAGCAGAUCUCCUACGUGCCUUCCAAAGAUCAGAGUCGGAAGUUCACGAGGUCUGGACGGCCAUAGCAUUGCACACUUCGCCUGGUAUAGCAGAACGCAUCACGCGUCUGGCUCGACUGGUCAGGAAUGGGGUCUUGAUCGAUUUCCGGCCUGCUAUCCGGGCGGCAGUGGAGGCGGUGGACUACGGCAUCACGGUUGAAGAUGCACUACCCAGACUUGAGAUCGAGAAGGUCCUUGGAGACGCUGUAGUCCAGCAAGCCAUCCAAACCCCGGACACAAAGGCCCCAGCUGCUUCCUGGCCUGGUAUUCUGUACCGAAGUUCUUGCGACGACCCGACUUGGACUGGUGUCAAUCGAGCUUUCUAGCAGGUAUACCCAUCAUCACGUUCACCUGCAGUACAGAGCCUGUACCUAUUAUCCAGUUUCUUCCUCAACUCGACAGUGUAUAUAUCUGCUGGAUACCGCAUAUGGACUAACUCCGGUGUCCUACCAGUGCUGGGGCGGGUGUCCGUGACCUUCGAUCGGAAGCUUUAGGGUCCAAAGGCCCAUCUCUCAGGCCGUUGUGGGUGCUUCAAGCCGCGGGGUUCAUGCCCUAAUUCUCCAGUCGGGCUGGUCAGGCGGCACCCGUGUGUCUCAGGGCGGAUUGCGACAGGCUCGAUGACGCGCCUUGAUCCCCCGAGAGACACGGGCAAAUCGUUCAAUUUGAUGAUGGCCACCCGCCCGGAUUCGCCAAUAGAUGACGAUGGCCUGCGACACAUGGCCGCUACACCUCCCACAAUUGCACCCCCGGAAUAGAAGCACAGGUACACGACAGCCUCGAUAAAAUCACUUUCAUACAACUUGAACAUGACACGCAGUAUCGGCAUUACCUACCUGGUAGGUUCAAUUUUUGAUCAAUAGAUUGAAAACGCGUCUGUCACCGCCGCUUCAAGGUUGCUGCCCUUUCACUUCCUCGGCAGUAUCUGGAACUUGAAGUACAUUGUAGGUACGGUAUACGAGUUGUGAGCGGGCAAUCGCGGAAAGGAUCGGUCUACACGCUGCACAGCUGAUCAGGGUCGUUAGGUGCCGUGUCCGUCGAUCAGCUGAGGAUGAUCAGAUCAGCUCAACAGUUCCGAUCGUCUAGAUCAGCACGGUUCCCCUACACUGGCACUGGCACCUAGCUGGCUCUGCAAGUGGUCACUCACUUCUUCCCCCACGUGGCGCCGUCGCCAUCGUCACGCAACAGUGGCCGUCCUUUUGUGCGUGGUCGACUUGGGCCAAUUAGACUCGCGGCAUCUACCAUUUUAUAUCCAACUACCAAGUCACAACAACUACCACCACUGCUUUUAAAGGUCCUGCUUGAAGCACACGCGUUUCCUAUCUGGCCGUUGAUUUGUGGCUUCUUUGAAAGACACACUGGCUUCCUAUUUCAUUAAUUGUUGGCGAUCUUCGGAUCAAAAUGCCCAUGCCUCUGUUUCCAAACACCAUUCACUUUUACUAGUCAUCAGCCAACCAACUCCUUCCGAAGGAGCCAUGAAAUCCAGGACUUACUGGCAAUAUCCUAUCAUGAUGCCCUUCUAGAAGAGGGGCCCGCCGACGACUACAGUAAAGUACCUUGAUCACCGAUCAGUGGCAUUCAGUUAUAAGACGUGCUGUAGGUAGCGACCUGCGUCACUGGCGAGCUGCUUCGUGGUACAACUCAGUUCAUCUACUGCCAGUAUCUAGCGUACUCAGCUAGGUAGAAAGUCCUGUAAGACACUGCCAGAUCCAAUACUACAAUUAACAAUGACGAACUUGAACUGGGGAUGCCAAUCUGUGGGAUUCAUUAAAUAUUAUCAUGCCUUCAGGGUACUGUUACUGUUACACUGAUUGGUAUACAUGACGGCAUCAUCAUUACCUCCCCGGAUCUGGAA